CGAGCUAACGCUAUUACAUUAAUUUCUUCUAAUCUCUAUACUUUAAAAUUAUUUACCUUACGUUAUAUAAAUAUAACUGACACUACUUUAGAUAAAACAAUCGUAACGUUGCGCUGUCGCUAAAUUUGAUCUGGUUUUUUUUUUUUUUUUUUUUUUUUUUUUUAACAUCCGCGACUAGCUUGUAGCCCGUAGCCCGCUAGCAUCACCUACCGCUAGCCUUGUUUACGUUUCACAUUUCUCACUUACCGCUGUUCUGUUUAAAAAAAAAAAAAAAACAAACAUGUCUGCUGUCUCUCCGGUUUUGAGUGCAGAUGAGGACUCGCUCGAGCUUCACAUGGUGCGGCUGGAACUGGAGGAUGUGGAGAAGCAGAUCCGCGGCCUACUCGACAAGCAGGCCCAGCUGCUGGAGCGACAAACUGCGCUGGAAACAUCUUGUGCCUCUGCCCAUAUAUCCAAGGUAAGCACACAGCGUGGUAUUUCCACUCCCAGCCCCUCUACGCCGUGUGUUUCUCUGUGCAGGGACCGUGCACCUAGGACUUUCCCAGCCGUGGUCUCCGUCACGCCGGCGCCAACACACCUCGGGCCUUGGGUGAACCAGCGGCGGAAGGCGCGGGCUGGACCCUCUCCACCUCCGGUGUUCGAGAUUCCAACCAGGAACCGCUUCGCCCCUCUCCGCCAGACCAGACCCAACGCUGUGAUCGUCGGGGACUCCAUUGUGCGGAACGUCCGUGUAGCCUCAUCUAAAGGUAAGGUGCGCACACACUGUUUUUCUGGUGCUUGUGUCCUUGAUGUCGCUGCGCAGGUAUCCGGGAUCCUGAAGAAGGACGAGCGCAUUGGAGCGGUUGUGCUGCACGCGGGGACGAACGACACCAGGCUGCGGCAGACGGAGGUUCUGAAGAGGGACUUCUCCAGCCUGAUCGAGACGGUACGAGGCAGAUCACCCACCGCGAAGAUCAUCGUCUCUGGACCUCUUCCCACAUACAGACGUGGAGCAGAAAAGUUCAGUAGACUUCUAGCAUUAAAUGAUUGGUUAGUCUCUUGGUGUAAUGAGCAGAAUCUGGUGUUUGUCAAUAACUGGAAUCUGUUCUGGGAGCGUCCUAGGUUGUUUCGUCCUGAUGGCCUGCACCCCAGCAGCCUUGGAGCGGAACUGCUAUCAGACAACAUUUCCAAGGCGCUACACUCCAAGUGACUGCCUAGCCCCCACAUGAAUUUAUGGAGAUACUAGAGAUCCAGAUCCUUUCUGCCUCUGGAUGGAGCUCAAAUCUUCUCUAAUUCCAGACUGCUGGGACUACGGCUGCUCCUAAGGCCAUACAGACUUCAUAUAAAUCCAUAAUGAACUUUUUCACACUAUCUGUUGUUACCCAGAUGAGGAUGGGUUCCCUUCUGAGUCGGGUUCCUCUCAAGGUUUCUUCCUCUUAAAACAUCUUAGGGAGUUUUUCCUUGCCACCGUCGCCACUCAGUGGCUUGCUCAGUUGGGAUAAAUUCGCACCUUUAAUAUCUGUAUACCAUGUUGAUAUUUCUGUAAAGCUGCUUUGAGACAAUGUCU
Molecule: messenger RNA, 1546 nt
Organism: Ictalurus furcatus (blue catfish)
Lineage: Eukaryota; Metazoa; Chordata; Actinopteri; Siluriformes; Ictaluridae
Exons: 2
Coding region: 281-1189 (302 amino acids)
Source: RefSeq, a predicted model, not a curated record